CGUUGUAUCCGCAACAAUUGACGUAGGCUUUCAAGCCGUUGGACCAGUCGAAUCCGCCGUUUUCGUCCACAAUAGAUUGCGUCUACUCAAGCUUUGCCAGCAUUCCACGGAUGGAAGCGAGUGGCGGCGAUCUCUCUGUUGUGGUCAUAUUAGAGACCGUGGAGCAGCAGUCGAAACCAGAGACUGAAGAACAGGUGCCGUCAAUGGAUGUCCGCUUCGCAACACCUCCUCCUUCAGGAGUGCCGUCGGCAAAAUACGUGGACGAAAUCGGAGGUUUGAGCCCAAGUGACAAAGACACUGCCUGUAUUAAAGACGCUGCUGAAGCGAAACGAGCACGACGUUCGGCUAUUGAGAAGAAAUCAAGGCAACGAAGACAGGGAAUCCUUAAAAGUAUGCGAGAGGAAGUCAAGCGGUUGGAGGAAAUGUACUCAGAAAUGGAAAAACGGAAUGAAGUUGGAGCCCUUUUCAGCCUGGUACAAUGGCAAAGCCUCGGGGAUGCAACUACUGCAAAUUUGAACGAGUUGCAGCAAAAAUACUCGGAGCUUACGCUGGUGGCACAUGCUCUCUCGCAAGAUCAAGUAGUUCUUCAGAAUCUCCUACAAGAACACAAAAACUUUAAUCGAACCGUCAGUAGUCUGUUAGAGGAAACCCAAGCAGAUACUUUCGCAAUUUGGGAUAGUGGUGUACCUCCGAGCUCUUCUUUCGCUGCCAAGUUCCGUCCUCUUUCGAUUGCAGAGGGCUAUGCCCUUGUACGCGAAUCCUACGAAGAGAUCCAGAAAUUUACCGAAAGUGAAGACUUCGACACUACAGGGGCAAGUUUUAUGGGAUGGACUGAUAAACGCAAGUUCGACCAGAACUCGCAAGCUUUGCAGUACAGUUUUACCAAGCAUUUUCCAUUCGAGGACCCACAACACGUCUUCACGAAGAGCUGGAACUCAUUUUUGGAUGGCCCAAAGUUGGAGAACCUGGCAUUUGAUAAUUCUGUUCAGAGUCGCUUCGAGGUGCUGCAGGUACUGAACGAUGACUUGCUGAUCAUCCGUCGAGACCACCGAAUGCCAAGGUUUCCAAUGACCUUCACCUCGGUCCAGGUAUUGUUUCGCUUGCAAACUACUACAGGUUACACGUUGUGUAUCCGCUCGAUCUCGUCGCCAGAAAUCACGAAUUUACUUGAGCCACACGAAUAUUUGAUCGACGUUUUCCACUGGACACAUUUUAACCGGUUGUAUAACGAAUACGACGAGCCUGCAGGGUGCGAGAUCGUGACGGCCGGAUCUAUCAAUGAUCACAAUCGUCUUAAGUCGGAUUACUGGCUAUUCGAGAUCGUGUGCUCGGUUUUGCGCUGGGAGAGCUUAACCAUUGCUCCGGUGUUUUUAAUUCGGACACAAUAAAGCCAUCGUACGUUUGAGGUCCAGCACCCGUAAACCUUUCGUUCAGGGUAUUAUAUUCCAAGCCUCUAUUAGGUGCCGAUAUCAUUUGAC
Molecule: messenger RNA, 1478 nt
Organism: Phytophthora nicotianae INRA-310
Lineage: Eukaryota; Oomycota; Peronosporomycetes; Peronosporales; Peronosporaceae
Exons: 2
Coding region: 111-1388 (425 amino acids)
Source: RefSeq, a predicted model, not a curated record